AUGUCCAAUUCAAAAUUUUCUUCUUCUUCCAUCGAAGAGUCAAUAAAUCAGCAUGUGGAGACCUCGAGACCUUCUUCUUCUGUGAACGAGGCAAGAACUCUGCGUGUGACGUUUCAGGAAAAAGAAAAUAUUACAAAAGAUUUUUUGGAGAGCGAGUAUUCCCAAUACGGUACUGUAGCGAGGGUCGAUGUUAAUCAACUGAAAGGGUUUGCCCUGGUUCAUUUUUUCCAUCCUCUCAGUGCUACAAGAGCUGAACAAGGAUCAAAAGAAACAACAAGAAAAAGGCAUGUCACCAUUGAUGGAAAAGAAGUAAUAAAUUAUGAAAAUAUAGAUUGGAUUGUGAAACAUCCCAAAAACCUCGUUUCCAGCGGUUCUGUUCGUGCUCAAAAAUCAAAAUAUGUCAGUAUCCCUAUGCUACACACAUCCGAUUGGAACUUGCCACCUAGAAUGCAGGAACAGAUACUUCGAUUUCAUCAGGAAACCAACUCUAUGGCUGGAAUACUCGACAAGGAAGGGAUGCCAUGUGCUGACUACGUUUCAGCACCAGUACUCGUUAUCUGGGACAUAGAAAACGUCAAUGUCAAAGCUAACUGUAGAGGAGAAAGAAUAAAGAAGGUGAUAUUGGAGUUUCUGCACUCUCAAGGGCAUGUUGGUGACAACAUAACAAUACAUAUCAUAGCAGCACAUGAAGAUCGACUGCAUGAAGAUGUGCGUAAAUCCCUGGAACCCAAUGGCAUCAAGUUUACCCAUUUAAACACCUACUCUAAGCAAGCUGGCGACAAAGCCAUUAUCAGGGAGAUCAAACGCUGGACUGAAGAGAAUCCUGCACCAGGAACAGUUUUCUUGAUUAGUGGCGACAAGGACUUCUCUCUGACGGUUGCCAACUUAGAACAGCAAAAGUUCAAUACGAUUGUAGCAUUUGAAAGGGGCAGCCUCUCUGAUAGGAUGAAGUAUGUCGGAUAUAAACUGGUUGAGUUCAAGACAUUAUCUCAAGACAUGGGGCCAUUGGAGAGUGAUUCAAAGGAGGCAUAG
Messenger RNA from Raphanus sativus (radish), 1032 nucleotides. RefSeq lists its product as uncharacterized. The transcript is spliced from 3 exons. Gene Ontology annotation, molecular function: RNA nuclease activity; RNA binding. Lineage: Eukaryota; Viridiplantae; Streptophyta; Magnoliopsida; Brassicales; Brassicaceae. The record is from RefSeq and is a predicted model, not a curated record. Gene Ontology annotation, biological process: regulation of gene expression. Gene Ontology annotation, cellular component: peroxisome. The coding region runs from base 1 to 1032 and encodes 343 amino acids.